Messenger RNA from Glarea lozoyensis ATCC 20868, 2178 nucleotides. RefSeq lists its product as uncharacterized. The transcript has a single exon. The record is from RefSeq and is a predicted model, not a curated record. Lineage: Eukaryota; Fungi; Ascomycota; Leotiomycetes; Helotiales; Helotiaceae. The coding region runs from base 1 to 2178 and encodes 725 amino acids.
AUGACUACGACUCGACAACCUGGAUAUAUCAAUUCGGAUGCCUGCAUAUUCGAUGGCUAUUCCAAACCCACCUACCCGCCGGUGAUUGAAAUGGAAGAUGUGGAAAUCCUUGUACACACAUCAGCACCAAGCCGAGGACAAGAUGAUGCUCGAUAUCGCGCUCUAGCUCGAGCAUAUUUGCAAUUCGCACCAGCGACGCGUCAAAGAGUCGAAUUCGAUCGAGAGGUUGUGGAAGAUGAUAUCGACGCGCAGGCUGAGGUGCAGAUUCGGGAGGAACUUGUAGAAAGUACUCAAGAAGAGCCGCAAUCUUGGGAAUCGUACCAACCCGAUGAGGAAGAUGAAGGUCACGGGGACGACAACUCGGACUCGGAAAGUGAGCUGGAUCCAACUCAGCAUGAACCUCACGACCGACCUACUCAACUGAGAUCUUUGGAAUCGCCUCUACUCUCGUUCAAGAGCGCUGCAAAUAAUGUCAAUACACCGGCUUUUGCGACACGACAUGUCACGUGGACGCCUCCCCUUCGUAGUUGGAGGGAAGAUGAGACACAGAAAUCGACGAGUUCAGGGCAAGGUCCUCCAAGUACGAUUGCAGACUCUCAACCGGAACAUAGGACUGGAUUAGAAGCCUUUUCUUCGCCCACACGAAUGCUUGAGCUUCUUCUACAACAGAUUGAUAGCUCUGAUCAAGAGUCACCGGAAAAUCAUACACAUCAUAGGCAAACAAGGGUGGAGGACUCGCCUUCACAGAGGUUGUCUACUCCAAGGUUUCAAAAUUCAGAUGUUUCGAAUUCUCAAUCACAUAUCAAUUCGGCUUUGUCAUUUCCUUCGUCUCCUCCAUUAGUGCAACAAGCAGACGUCAAUGUCACCACUGCGAGUCCUAUUCUAGGGAAUCCAGUUUCUUCAGAGGAACAAUCUUUUACUGGAAUUACAGUUUCAACUUCCACAUCAUCUAGUAUACCUCCGCCUCUUUCUAGCAGUCAUCAAGGUUUGCUUGCUGACAUACCACCUAUAAUCAUACGGCCUGCAACAUCAUCGUCGAUUGCUGAGGAAAACGUAUCUGACUCCCGAUCUACCCGACGCAGUAAUGAGAUUGCAAAAACGACUCAGACCGCGGAGUUAGUCACACCCAAGCCAGCUUUAAAAGCUGGGCCUGCUAGAGCGGAUUCUGGGCACCUCGCCUCAACGGAAAUUCAGGUUCAUCAAAGCCAUAAAGUUCCAUACAGCUCAUCAACUUCAAAUUUGCAAAUCUUUUCUACUCUCAGUGGAAUGAUACCAGAAACACCGUAUCAUUUGCCACCUAACACUCAGGUACCUGUCACUGGUAUGAAGAGGAACUGGCCCAAUAUGUCCUCGGACGACGCUCAUAUCCCAGCUUCUGCUCCAGCAAUAGUAGUCAACGCGGCUUCAAGCUCGCUCGAUGAGCAUGCCAACAAAAGAAGACGUUUCGAAAGCCCAUCUUCUGAUCGGGUACCCUCAUCUCAUUCAGAUGUUCAAACGUUAAGAGCACCAUUGGAGAGUGCAAGAGUUUCAACCACAAAUUCAGAUCAAUCAUUACCGAAGCCGCACGAUAGGACGGAAAUUAUGAGAGCAAACUCAGAUCAGUCACUCUCUAAACCACCAGAAAUAAUAAGCAUGGCAAGGACAAACUCCGAUCAAUCAGUGACCUCCAACCUCCCAUCUUCAAGCGCAAUAGCCGGUUGGAGCUCACCAGUCAAAAAGCCACUAAAUUCUUACAUCGACUUCGUUUAUAUUAACCCACCAACACCACCAACUUCCGACGCGAUCGUAACCCCAGAAUCAUUCAUAACACCCUCCCUCACCAACCUCGCAAAGCGGCUUCCCUUCGAAAAACACUACAGACCCGCCUUCCAAGCCCGCGAACUUCGACAGGCAGAACGUGGGUACUGGCGAGUUGACGCCAAUCCUUGGCCCAUCGAGCUUCGAAAAACAUUUUGGGACGUCCUCGGCAAUUUCAUCGGGGCAGGGAAAGCAGGGUGGGGAGUACGCGGGGAACGUAAUGAAGACAUGACCAGUUUCAGAGUAUACUGUUGGGGAAUCACGGCGCCGUAUCUUUAUCUUUUAUUAUUCAUCGCGAGUCAGAAUAAGGUGCGGAAGGUGGAAGCUGUAUGGCUUGCAGGUGACAAUUCAGUUUUGGUUAGGAUGCCGGUUCUGGAGUAA